Molecule: messenger RNA, 1512 nt
Organism: Hyaena hyaena (striped hyena)
Lineage: Eukaryota; Metazoa; Chordata; Mammalia; Carnivora; Hyaenidae
Product: basic proline-rich protein-like
Exons: 2
Coding region: 1-1512 (503 amino acids)
Source: RefSeq, a predicted model, not a curated record
AUGGGGCUCCCCGCUAAUCUUUCCUUCCCUCCGGGCUGGCCCAGACUGGCCGUCCCCUCGGUUCCCCUCUGCCCCCGAGCGCCGGAGCGCUGCACCGGCGCGUUCUGCAUCGGCCGGCCGGAGCCCGAGGGCCGCAGCCCACCGCGUCCGCCCCUCUCGCGGACCCCUCGGCAGACCCCCCGGCGGACCCCCCCCCGCCCCCGGCGGACCCCUCGGCGGACCCCUCGGCGGACCGCUCAGCGGGCGCGCCGGCCGGCUCGGCGCCGUUUCGCUCCGUCCAUCGCUUUCAGCCUCUCCCUCUCCAACAAGAACAGCACCCAAUUCAUCCCGUUACUCGGUGGAGACGAGGGCUUGCGCCCCAAACCGCUGGGAGUAGGGCUGAGGCGGCAGCCGGAUCUGCAGCACAGCGCGAAACCCUCCUGCAGCCUUGCCUUUCCUGAGGUUCUUACCCCGUCCCGUUACUCGCCGCUCUUCCCGUUCAUCCUCUACCUACAGCCUAACGCUGGGCUCAGGGUGGCCCUGUCCCGCACGCCCCGCUCACCCCCAUGCCCGCCGGAACCCACACUCACCCUAACUGCGCUGCAGUAUGCGGAGGCGCCUGCGGCCCGAGGUCCACUGCAGGCUCGGGUCCGAGGGGCAAGGGACCGCAGGGGCACCGACUCGGGGCCGCUGCGUCAGCGUCCCGUCGCCCGCCGCGCCCUCGGGGCCCGACACAUCCCGACUCUGGAGCGGGCCCUUGAUCUCCGAGGCUGCACUUUGGGGCCUCAGCUGCCUCCUCCUUCCUCCCUCCCUCCGGGGCCGCCACCCCCCUGCGCUGACGUCGCCGCUGUCAAUCAGUCUGCGCCCGCCGCCCCCCGGGGAGGGGGGCUCCAGGGUCCCCUGGCUCCGCGGCCCCAGGACCCCGAGCCCCGAGCCGGCCGCGCGCUCCCCCACCGCGUGGCUCGGUGCCCUCCCGGCGGCCCUCGGCCCGGCAGGCCGGGCCGGGCCAGGAGCCCCGCGUGGUUUAGAUUAGAGGCGCGGGAAGAGGGAGAGCGGCCUGGCGGUGCCGCACGGCUCUCACGGAGACGCGACAACCGGGACCGAACGCCCGGGGCCGCGGCGCGGCCCGCACACCGGGGUCGGGCCGGGGGCCCACUUGCAGACAGCCGCCCUCCGCCGAGCCUCGGGCCGCGGGCUCGGCGCCCGCACACCCCGCGCGGUGCGAGCCCCGCUCCCCGCGGUGCACGCGGCGGCUCGGAAAGCCCAGGUCCCGGGGGGCGGGCGCCCCGCCGCCCGCCGCCCCGCACUCGUCCACCGACCAUGCCGCUCACACAUUCUCACACCUACGCGCUCCGGCCCGCGCGCUCGUGCUGCCGGGCUCCGGGCGCGGGCGCGACGGCCAGGGCGCGGCCCCUCUGCUCACCGGCCGCCUGCUGGUUCGGGCCCGGCGCGCCUCGGAGCCGGCCCGCGGAGGUCACGGGUGAGGGCAGGCCCUUCGCUCGCGCGACGAGGAGGCCGGGCGGCCGGGCCUGA